AUGGCAGUUGAUGUUUCUGAACCUUUUAUAAGUCCAAGAAUCUCUUUCUCCUAUGAUCUCAACAACCAAUCAUCCGACACCAUCACCGCCUCCACCACCACCACCACAGCAGCUACCGCCGUCACCAACACCUUCGAAUUUUGCAUCACCUUGAACCUUCUGCAACAAAUCACCUCCGCAGACGAGCUAUUCUACGACGGAGUACUCCUCCCUACACAAAUCAAAAAACCCGAAAACCUUCUUCCCAAACCCAAAACACCACUACCAGAAAAUAUAACCAUGCACGUACAUAGAAAACGUCUGAAAGAGCUUCUAUCUGACAACGACGACGAACAACACAAACAAGAGAAAUCUUCAUCGACGUCGUUUUGGAAGUUUGCACGAAGCACAAGUUUGAAUUCUGAGAAUGGUAGAGGCCCAAAAAGGUUAUUCCGUUCUUUAUCGUUAAAACGACUGUUACAGAGUAAUUCAACUGAUUCUGCAUUGAAUCCGAAGGAAAACGAUGCUCCGGUGGGUAUAGGGAAGUUGAAUUCAGGCAAAGAGCCGGCAAUGGUACGGAUACAUCAUAGUUGUACGGGAGAUAAUUCUUGUCGGAGGUCGGCAACGAAGAAGAACUCCGGUGAUGUGAAUAAAGUCAACCCUAUAUUGAACAUUCCACCGGCUUAUAAUAUGAACUUGUUCGGGUCGGGUUCAUUGUUCUGGCAAUUUUUGUUGACGUGACACAUCAUAUGAUAGUCUCAAAAAGAAAUGGAAACAAUGGUCUAAAGAAGACACGAACUUGAGACAUUUGGGAGUAUGCAUACGUCUUAGUGAAACAAACAAUGUUUUUGAAAUUAAUACUACUGUAAUUACAAAAAUAUAUUUAAUUUACGCUACUUUAAUUAUAUUUUUAUAACUAAUAUGAAAAACAUUCUCCC
Messenger RNA from Lactuca saligna, 917 nucleotides. The record is from the annotation of a GenBank genome assembly. Lineage: Eukaryota; Viridiplantae; Streptophyta; Magnoliopsida; Asterales; Asteraceae.